Molecule: messenger RNA, 1061 nt
Organism: Rana temporaria (common frog)
Lineage: Eukaryota; Metazoa; Chordata; Amphibia; Anura; Ranidae
Product: protein ANTAGONIST OF LIKE HETEROCHROMATIN PROTEIN 1-like
Exons: 2
Coding region: 18-977 (319 amino acids)
Source: RefSeq, a predicted model, not a curated record
AUGAAUUGUUAGGACUAAUGUACCAUAGUUUGGAGCGCCAGAACACAUGCUUCAGAGCAAGCAUCCAGCCUGCACAAAGAUUAUUAAUCACAUUAAGGUACCUAGCUACAGGAAAUUCAUUUGGAAGUCUCCACUAUGAGUUCAAGGUUGGAAAAUCAACUAUAUCUGGCAUUGUACAUGAAACAUGCCUUGUUUUAUGGAAUGUACUAAAACCAUUGGUCUUCAAAAAGCCUGCAAAAGAAGAUUGGUUGAAGAUAUCAGAUGAAUUCUGGGAGAGAUGUAAUUUUCCAAACUGUGUGGGAGCCAUCGAUGGCAAGCACAUACGCAUCCUGAGGCCAUUUGAUAGUGGGAGUCAGUUUUUUAAUUAUAAAAAAUAUUUUUCGUUUGUAUUAAUGGCAGUGGUAGAUGCCAAAUAUAAUUUCAUUUAUAUUGAUGUGGGUGCUUAUGGUAGCAGCUCGGAUUCUGGUGUAUUUAAUCAUUCCACAUUUGGGAGAAUGAUAAGGGCGAAUAGUCUGGAUUUACCUAACGAUUCCUCCUUGCCCGGAACAAAUGAGCCAGCCCUCCCAUUUGUUUUUGUAGGGGACGAAGCGUUUGCCCUUGGUAAAAAUCUUCUUCGACCAUUCUCAAGUAGAGCGCUGAGCAAUGAUAAAAGAAUAUUUAAUUAUCGGCUCACUAGGGCACGUCGAGUAGUAGAGUGUGCAUUUGGAAUUCUUGCCAAUAAAUGGAGAAUAUUGCACACCGCCAUCAAUCUCAGUUUGGAGCAUGCUGUCUCUGCUGUCAAAACUGCGUGUGCACUGCACAACUAUGUGCGAGAACGUGAUGGAAUUGAUUAUGAGGAUUCCAUGAUGCAUAACAUGGAGGCGGCACAGUGGAGUUUGACUAGGGGCACUAGCAGUGGGAAAUUGAUUCGAGAUCAAUUUCUUAAUUACUUUCUAUCGCCAGCUGGCGAGUUACCUUGGCAGAUGCAGGCAAUUUAAAACCAAAAAAUGUGGUGUUGUCAUUAAAAUAUAUGGCCCUUUAAAUAUUAAAACAUAAAAUACUAAGCUAAAAAUGUCACUAUG